This is a messenger RNA of Musa acuminata AAA Group (dessert banana), 2929 nucleotides long. Its product is annotated as alpha-1,3-arabinosyltransferase XAT2-like. Gene Ontology annotation, molecular function: glycosyltransferase activity. NCBI's taxonomy places the organism in Eukaryota, Viridiplantae, Streptophyta, Magnoliopsida, Zingiberales, Musaceae. Bases 1358 to 2929 code for a protein of 523 amino acids. The transcript is spliced from 5 exons. The record is from RefSeq and is a predicted model, not a curated record.
UACCUUCAGAAUUUGCUUACCUGCAGCUCUAGUAGCAGCAAACUCCAACCUCUGGAGUUCACAAUAGACAAGUGGUAGGAGCCCAAACAAGUCGCACCACCAUGAUUUGGCCCGAUUUAAAGGUUUCCCUGUUCAUGGACAAGUGAAUGCCGAUGGAGUUUUGCUACGUGGCGAGGGAUGUUAUUUGCCAUGAUCUGAUCGAUCUUCUCAGCGAGUUUUUCCUGAUGAUCGAGUAAACAUGCAUUAGUAUGACUUGUAUUCUCUCUGUUUCAGGCUCCUCGUUUCAAUUCAUAAUCUAAAAAUCCCCGGGCAUCCACUCGACAAGAUUUAGUGGCUCUCAGAUGUUCGAUGGCACCUUUGGAUAGCUUUUUCUUAAAAGAUUCAGCUCAGCAUGCCCUUCAGACCUUUUCGUCAGCCGUGGCCUGUGCACUUCGAUGUCGAAUGAUGGCUGCUUCCUUCUGCAGAAGUGGGGUUUCGAGAUUAACGCCGAAGAAUGUGGCAUUGGCUUUCAGAAAUCCAUCCAACAGGUAUUAUGCUAAUUUCUUUAGAAAGCCAUCCAACUCUUGAGAAUUGAUAGAUGUUAUUCUCCUCACCUUUGACUGAAUGAUCCAACCUGCAAGGACAAGCUCACGAGACUCAACUAUGUAUACGGAGUCUCUGUUCUCUCCCCGACGAAGAACAGCUCCUCCCAUUGGGUAGAGAUACGUGAAGCAGAGAACUCUUCAAAUAAAUCAAACAAAUUCUAUUUGUUUUAUCCGUUCAACACAGGUGUUUGUACAUAUAGAUAACAGAGACAGUGCAGAAGGGAUUGAUUAUUUCUCGAUGCAUGGUUCACGUGAAAUGGUGAUGCUGUCGGAUUAAAGCUAGAACAAGGCACUGAGAAGUAGGUAGGGGCAUCUCAAUAGUAUUUGCUUGUUCUAUUGCAUAACCUGUGAUGGUGAGCAUGCCAGUAAAAGCUGCGAAGAUUCUACCUUCUGUGUUGCCUUCUUUUUCCUAAUAAUUUUUUCCUUGGUUGGAACAUUUCGACCUCUGUCUUCUAACCCCUCGUCAGAAGAAAGAAAGUUACAGCUACCCUGGACCAGAAUUCAGCUAUCCAUUCAUCAUUCCUGUAGCAGGCUGAGCCAGAUGUGGAAGAAGAAAGGAAUAACUCGGUUGUUAAUACGACUCAAUGAAUCACCCCAUUAGACUUGCCUCAUAAAUGACUCUUUUUCCGAGGCAGAGUCCAAAUUUGUGCCAUGAGGGUGGCAGAAGGAAGGCAACGACCAAACUCGUCACCUGAAGCUAGCAGAAGAGAAGGAAGCUGCAUGUUAACGAGCACUUCCCUUGAUCUCUCUUCUUCUCUUCGCAGCAGGUGAAGAUGGGUUCCAAACUGAAGCUGGUUCGGAAUGUCAACCAUGCGCGAAGAUUCAGGUUCCUGGUGCUCAUGGCUGGAUGCUUCGUAGUCACGAUGGCCUUCUUGGUGGCGUCUAAACCUCAAACACCUGUUCAUUCCAACUCCGGUUUUAGGACAUGGCUGCCACCUCCGCAAUCGGGUGACGAUGUGGUGAACGGCGAUAAUAAUGGGAUACAGGGGAUUCAUUCAGCUCUUUCUGAAAAGGAAGAUGCACUAAAUUCUCAGGCAUUGGGUGAAGUAGAGAAAGAAGAGAAACAAGUGCCACAUGUAGCAGAGAGCAACAUUGAGAAAGAGAAGAGUUUCCAGAGAGAAGAGAAUGCCAUUGUUGUCGAGUCAACUCCGAAGGAAGAAGCAAGCAUCCAUGAACUAACAGGUACAAUUCAGAUUCCAGAGAGGAAGCCACUGUGUGAUGUUUCAGACCAACGAGUGGAUGUCUGUGAAAUGUAUGGAGAUAUCAGGAUUCCCGGGAACUCUUCGUCUGUCAUAUUCAUGGAACCAUCCAACGCAGAGCCGAAAGAGCUUUGGCAAGUUCAUCCUUAUCCUCGCAAGGGAGACGAAGCCUGUCUCGCCGACGUCAGGGAACUUACGGUCAAAGCAAGCAGUGAAUCCCCCAAGUGCACCUUCCACCAUGAUGUCCCGGCUAUCGUCUUCUCCGUCGGGGGAUACACCGGCAACCUCUUCCAUGACUUCACCGACCUGCUGGUUCCUCUCUUUCUGACCGCACGCCAAUUUGAUGGGGAGGUCCGGUUCGUGGUGACCGACUUCAAGAGAUGGUGGAUCGCCAAGUACCUUCCCGUGCUUCAGCGGCUGUCCAAGUACCCGGUGAUCGACCACGACAAGGACGACGAAGUGCAUUGUUUCAAGCAGGUAAUCGUUGGCCUCCGCGCCCACAAGGAGUUCCACAUCGACCCUGCCAGAGCCCCUAAUGGCUAUACCAUGAUCGACUUCACCAAAUUCAUGAGGCGCGUCUUCUCUGUUGGCCGAGAGACAUUGAACUGCAUCGAGGAUCUCUCCGCCAGGAAGCCGAGGCUACUGAUCAUCGCGAGGAAGCGAUCGCGAGCCUUCACAAACGUCGACGAGAUAGUGGCAGCGGCGGAGGAGUUGGGGUACGAGGUGGUGGUCGGCGAAGCUGAUGCGGGGACCAACUUAGCUCGGUUCGCGCAGAUCGUGAACUCCUGCGACGUGAUGAUGGGGGUGCACGGCGCAGGACUCACCAACUUUGUGUUCCUGCCGCUGAAUGCCACGGUGAUACAGAUAGUUCCAUGGGGUGGAUUGGAAUGGAUUGCCGUGCUAGAUUUCGGGAACCCUGCCAAGGAGAUGGGUCUCAACUACGUACAGUACAGUAUAUCCAUAGAAGAGAGUACUCUUUCGGAGCAGUACCCGAAAGACCACCCUGCGUUCACGGAUCCCAUGUCCUUCCACAAACGUGGGUUUCACGUCGUGAGGUCUACGUUCAUGGAGAACCAGAAUGUGAAGCUCGAUGUCAGCAGGUUCAGAGAUGUCCUGUGGAAAGCGCUCGAGCAUAUGAUGCAGUAG